CAAUUCUCUUCUCCCCUCUCUUCUUCACUCCUCCUCUUCCUCUCUCUCAAAUUCUCUGAAGAAUUUCUCUUUUUCUCUAAACCAGAGCAUAAAAAAAAAAAAACAGAGCUUGUUUUUGUUCUUUAUUUCUAGAUUAUAAAGAUGAUGUUAGGAAAGAGACCAAGAGUACCACCAGUGUUCAGAAGAACAACAAGUAUUACAGAAUUUACUAUAGAUCUUCUUGACGUAGAACCCAUUAAUGGUGAUGAUACUAAUAACAACAACAACUAUUUAACAGUUGAUCAGAGGGUAUUAUCGACUAUAUCACCAAGAAAUUAUACUAAUUUAAGAAGUCCAUUAUCUAAUUCAUCAGCUCAAACUUCUCAUUUCUUAAGAGCUUGUGGUCUCUGUAAUCGUCGUUUAGCUCCUGGUCGUGAUAUCUACAUGUAUAGGGGAGAUACCGCUUUUUGCAGUUCAGAAUGCAGACAUCAACAAAUAAUUGAAGAUGAAGCGAAAGAGAAAUCAUCAUCAUCGCCUUUUAGACCAACAACAAACAGAGAAUCUUCAACAAUAACCGUUGGAUCUACAGGGUGUAAUCAAAGUGGACCUGUUGCUGCAGCAUAGCAUCAGCUUCAAAACUGAAAUUAAUGGGAGUCUUUGUCUUGUAAUGGAGGGAGGAGGGGUGUGAUUAAUUUUCUGUCUUGUAUGCAAUUUGGCGGUAUUAUUUUGAGAAGAAGAAUCAAAGAAAAAAAUUGCAAAAAAUUAGGGUUUAUCAUGUGGAUAACUAAAAGUAUAUUUUGUAUUUCUUCCUCUGUUUUGGUUUUCUUGGGGUUUUAAUAUGAAUGGAAGAUAAUUUCUAGACCUA
This is a messenger RNA of Papaver somniferum (opium poppy), 844 nucleotides long. RefSeq lists its product as uncharacterized. NCBI's taxonomy places the organism in Eukaryota, Viridiplantae, Streptophyta, Magnoliopsida, Ranunculales, Papaveraceae. Bases 142 to 603 code for a protein of 153 amino acids. The record is from RefSeq and is a predicted model, not a curated record. The transcript has 2 exons.